AUGGACUCACAAUAUGUUAAAUUAAAACACCAAGCUGCUGGACAUGCUGGAACUCUCUCAGAUAAAGAUGGUAUAUUAGUAUUUAAACCAACAGUAAAACAAGAAAUCGAUUUUUUAAAAGAGAGUCAAGAUAGAUAUUAUAAAGAUACAAUCACUGAAUCAACAGAUCAAGACAGCACAGAAGUACUACUAGGGGCAUGGAUGCCAAGAUAUUUGGGAAUUAUUGAAGAAGGUGAUAAAAAAUCUUCAAUUGAUGGAUCCAUUUCAAGCGUAUAUUCAAUACAGAGAACUAAGAAUGAACAACCGAUUGUUGAUAGUCUGGUUGAUUUUGAUACAGAUGAAGGCAACAGUUCUGCAAAUGACAAUGUCACAAUGAAGGAUAACAAUGAAAAACCUUUUAUUGUCUUGGAAAAUUUAUUACAUGGCUAUUCCAAACCAAACAUAAUGGAUAUAAAAUUGGGGAAAAUACUAUAUGAUGAAAAUGCAUCCCCAGAAAAAAAAAUUAGAUUACAAGAAGUAAGUGAUUCCACAACAUCAGGAUCAAUGGGGUUUAGAAUAUGUGGUAUGAAAUUACAAAAGAACCAUCUUAUAUCUACCGUAAGUAAAGAUCAUUUUGAAUUAGAUAUAAUAGAACAUGAUGGGGAAAAUAUAGAGUAUGUAUUUCUCAAUAAACUAUAUGGCAGGACAAGAACUCCAGAAAAUAUACAGGAAGCUUUUGAACUUUAUUUUACUAAUAAUGAUUUAACAGAAAAGAGAAAGAAACAAUUGAUCACUAUGUUUUGGCAACGAUUACAACUAUUUUAUAACACUCUUUUAGACGAAGAAAUUCGUCUAAUAUCUAGUAGUUUGUUAUUCGUAUAUGAGGGGGAUCCAGAGCAUUGGGAUUAUAAUCAGGAUGAAGAUUUGUUACUUAAGCCUGACUUCAUUGAUAAAGAGGUUGAUAGCGAUGAUGACGAUAAUGGCACUGUAGAAAAAGAAAGGAAAUAUUCUGAUGUUUUAAGUUCGAUGUCACUGAUAGAUUUCGCCCAUUCCAAGUUUGUUCCUGGUGAAGGAUACGAUGUAAAUAUAAUAGAAGGGGUGGAAGCAUUGUUAAAAAUAUUUGAAGAAAUGCUUCGGCAGCACUAA
Molecule: messenger RNA, 1125 nt
Organism: Tetrapisispora phaffii CBS 4417
Lineage: Eukaryota; Fungi; Ascomycota; Saccharomycetes; Saccharomycetales; Saccharomycetaceae
Gene: ARG82
Product: inositol polyphosphate multikinase
Exons: 1
Coding region: 1-1125 (374 amino acids)
Biological process (GO): inositol phosphate biosynthetic process; phosphatidylinositol phosphate biosynthetic process
Cellular component (GO): cytoplasm; nucleus
Molecular function (GO): inositol hexakisphosphate kinase activity; inositol-1,4,5,6-tetrakisphosphate 3-kinase activity
Source: RefSeq, a predicted model, not a curated record